Messenger RNA from Bacillus rossius redtenbacheri, 1913 nucleotides. RefSeq names its product uracil-DNA glycosylase-like. The coding region runs from base 514 to 1386 and encodes 290 amino acids. Gene Ontology annotation, biological process: base-excision repair, AP site formation via deaminated base removal; base-excision repair. Lineage: Eukaryota; Metazoa; Arthropoda; Insecta; Phasmatodea; Bacillidae. The record is from RefSeq and is a predicted model, not a curated record. The transcript has 6 exons. Gene Ontology annotation, cellular component: nucleus; mitochondrion. Gene Ontology annotation, molecular function: uracil DNA N-glycosylase activity.
AGUAACAUUUCAACCGGACGGUACUUAACUGCUUGUCUCUGCCUCACUUCGUCAAUUGCUUACCUGCCUUGAAUUGUGCACGUUCUGUAGGCGUUUCUUAGAUGCUUUUUUGCGUAGUCCUAGUUAACAAUUCCCUUGCCCAGCAAGUAUGAAAGAUUGCUUAUAAUAGUUAUUAGUUUCACUCAUCAUUUAUUUGUAAAUUUAUUUAGUUUUAAAUUUAUAUGAUAAUAUAUGUAAUACUUCCUAAAAAUCAUAAAAUGAUAUUUUUUGUUUGUACAUAAAAUACCGAAGGUUUACCAUCUAAUAAUCUACCGGCUUCUCGGCUUGCAAUAUUUGGCGGGAUUUAUGUCGUUAGUUUGUGCUUUGAGUGAAACUGGUAACUUUUAUGGGACUGGUAAAUUUGUAUAUGUGAACCCUUAAUUACUCUAGUCUUGUGUAUCGUGACCUGCUAGUGUUUGUGUGGAGUAACUAGCGUCUUAGUAGAAGUUUGUGAUCAUAAUUUGUUUUAGAAACAUGGUAUUUCAAAAGAGUAUCUCCAGUUUCUUUAAGCCUAUACCAACAAAUAAAAGAACAUUACCGUCAUCUCAUGAUCCUGUUUCCAAGAAAGCGAAGUACAGUGACGACAUGGUAGGAGACAGUAGUGUAAUCAGUACGGAAUGUUUGGAAGAAAUAAUAAAAACUACUUGUCUCAAGUAUCCAAUUCUCCACCCGGGUAUCGGCGAGACGUGGUUUAAAACUUUGAAAGAAGAAUUCGAUAAGCCAUAUUUUCAAACGCUGAGCCGGUUCGUGACGACGGAACGGGCCAGGCACACGGUGUACCCUCCCGAGGACAAGGUGUGGACGUGGACGCGGAUGUGCCCCGUGUCUGCGGUCAAGGUGGUCAUCCUGGGACAGGACCCCUACCACGGACCGGGCCAGGCCCAUGGUUUGUGUUUCAGUGUUAUGAAGGGGAUUACACCUCCUCCAAGUUUGCAGAACAUGUACAAAGAGCUGAGUACUGACAUACCAGGCUUCGAGAUACCUUCUCACGGGAAUCUCUCCGGCUGGGCGCGGCAAGGCGUGCUGCUGCUGAACGCCUGCCUCACGGUGCGCGCCGGCUGCGCCAACUCCCACAAGGACCAGGGAUGGGAGCAGCUGACGGACGCCGUCAUCAGGCACGUGGGCACCCGCUGCCGCGGUGUGGUGUUCCUGCUCUGGGGCGCCCACGCCCAGGCCAAGGCCCGGCUCGUGGACCAGAAGAAGCACCAUUUGCUGAAAACAGUGCAUCCAUCUCCGUUGUCUGCGCACAGAGGUUUCUUUGGCUGCAAGCAUUUCUCGAAGUGCAACGAGCUGUUGAAGAAGUCUGGGAAGAGGCCGAUUGAUUGGGCGGACCUGCCUUCGGAGUGAGGACGCAUCAUAUCUCCGUUUAUAAUGCCUGCACUUUGUACUCGGGCUCGUGUGUACACCAAGUCAAAGAGACACUCAGGAAUAUUUUUUCUGUACUUUUAAAAAUAUGAUUGUUAGUGCAUUGGUUGUUAAGAAGAGGAUUGGUUGCUGUAAGCAUGUUGCUUAUAUCAACUGGUUGGAAUUUUUCAUGUUCCAUCAUAUUAGCAUGAGCUGUAUUGUUGAAACUCCUGGUCAUGGGGUAAAAUUCAAGAUCUUUAAUAUGACACAAUGAUUUUGUGCGAUGAACCUAAACUAGAAGACUGAAACUGAAAAUUUAUUAAAAAAAACUUUUAUUAUUUUACCUUACACUUUAACUUUUUGUGUAUUACUAAAUUUUCUUGGUAAUGUUACUUCUUGUUUGUGUAGCCAAAAACUACCAAAAACUUUUUUUUUUUUUUACCUAUUUUUCUUGUUACAUUUUUCAUUGUAUGUAUUUUAUUGGUUAUGACUGUAUUGUUUUAUCAAUAAACAAAGGUUUGUACAAAAUA